Synchiropus splendidus (mandarinfish) is the source of this 698-nucleotide messenger RNA. RefSeq names its product urotensin-2-like. Gene Ontology annotation, molecular function: hormone activity. Gene Ontology annotation, cellular component: extracellular region. Lineage: Eukaryota; Metazoa; Chordata; Actinopteri; Syngnathiformes; Callionymidae. Gene Ontology annotation, biological process: regulation of blood pressure; blood vessel diameter maintenance. The transcript has 5 exons. Bases 181 to 555 code for a protein of 124 amino acids. The record is from RefSeq and is a predicted model, not a curated record.
CUCCACCUCUGCCAUCACAGCACCGUCACCAUUGCUCUCUCCCCUGGAGACACGGAGACAAGUCAACAUGUGUCACCCUACACUGACACAACACAACUCGGCCAUGGAACGUCAGUGCCCGCUGCUCCCACCAGUCCCCGCUGAAAACCCUGUGCACCGAGGCCAGACAUCAACAGUGGAAUGAAGUGGAAGCUGUGCUGGGCCCUGAUACUCGUGGCCUCGGGUCCUUUGCUGGCGCACCCCAUCACAGAAUCUGCAGAGAUGUCCUACCCCGAACUGGUGGCAGAGGAGCCGGGACGCAGACCUAUGGUUGACCUGACCCUGUCUGACCGCUCCUUCCCUUCCUCAGACGGCGCUGCUCUUAGGUACUCAUCACCUGUGGACAUCAGUAGAGACGGUUUCAGAAAUCCAGCCCUGCUUUCGAGGGGGAUGAAUUCAGAGGUCCUGCUGGAGAAACAAAGCCUUCUAAAGCCCUUCAGUCGUCUGCUGGGCAUCCACAAGCAGUUCAGGAAGCGAGGCGGGGAUUCUGAGUGUUUCUGGAAGUACUGUGUCUGAAAGACUCAGACAAAUAGAUCAUCACCAAACUUGCACCCGUCAGAAUUCAUGGACACCUUCUCUCCCUCUGAGCAGCCUUUAACUUGUUGAUCCGCGUGUGGUUUGUAUUUUGAGAUGUUAGACUGUGCAGAACUCCAAAUAAA